AUGGAGUCGUUCUCAGCGUCCAGGUGCUCCUCCAUUCCGUCCCCGCUGCCGCACAGUGCCAGUGGCAUGGACAGCCCGGAUAUCUGCGAGCCGCCGCAGGAGGAGGAGGAGUUCUGCUUCCGCUAUCCCAGCUACAUGUUCCCGGACGUGGAGUACGACAAGGAGGACGUGCCGCUGCCCUUCAAGGCCUCGCCGGACUCGCUCUUCAAUCUCUGCGCCGCCAUCGUGGAUACCCAGGCCCGCACCGAGGUCUUCAAGUGGAGCAUCAACGACGUGACCGACUGGCUGCGCAACUUCGGCUAUCCCGAGUACGAGCAAACCUUUCGGGAGAACUACAUUGAUGGGCACAAGCUGCUGAAUCUGGACGCCGUCGCCCUGGUGGCACUCAACGUGCGUAACUUCGAGCACAUCCGCCACCUGGGACGCGGAAUACGAGCGCUCUACAGGAAGGAGCUGCAGACGGCGACGGAGACCAAGCAGCAGAGCGAGGUCUACAAGACAUUCCGGGCACGCACUGGUCGUAGGUACGAGGGAUUGCGGGAGACGGAGCUACUGGGCCGCAUGCACAUGAUUCGCUCCGUGUUCCGCGACGUCAACAACUGGGAUCUGAUGGAGCUGCACAUGUCCAGGACGCCGGUGAGGCGGUAUCGCGAGAUCGUCGCUGGCUCCAGGCGCUACAACCUCUACGGCCCAUCGACUGCGCGUCGGGAACCCAUCAUUACGGACGAUGUGGAUGCCACACCAUGGUACAACUUCGAGGAUUGCUACUGA
Drosophila santomea is the source of this 771-nucleotide messenger RNA. RefSeq lists its product as uncharacterized. The record is from RefSeq and is a predicted model, not a curated record. The transcript has 2 exons. NCBI's taxonomy places the organism in Eukaryota, Metazoa, Arthropoda, Insecta, Diptera, Drosophilidae. The coding region runs from base 1 to 771 and encodes 256 amino acids. Gene Ontology annotation, molecular function: protein binding.